Molecule: messenger RNA, 9632 nt
Organism: Callithrix jacchus (white-tufted-ear marmoset)
Lineage: Eukaryota; Metazoa; Chordata; Mammalia; Primates; Cebidae
Source: RefSeq, a predicted model, not a curated record
GAGUCUAGGGCUUGGUGGAUAGGAAGGUUGGUGGUCCUAGGUGGGGGGCGGGGGGCGAGACUGUCCCGCCUCCUGGCGCCUGAGGCGAAUGCGGCUCGGGCGCUGCUCCACCCGGCUCGGGUCCGCUCCGGGCGCUGGCGGAGGGCGGGGGCUGCGUCCUGCAGCCGAGCUCUGCUGGCAGCGCCCUCCCGUCGGGCCCCAGCAUUGUUGGAUGGGAGCUGGACGCUGCGGGCGAGGAGGCAGAGCAGGGUGCCCAUAGCUCCCUCUGUGCGGCGCCGCAGCGUCGGAGUAAACUUUGCGCCCCAGCGGAGUUGGGAAGAGGGAGCCGAGGAACGGGGCGGCCGCUGGCUGAGCCACCGGCUCCGGUGCUUUCUCCAGGGUCCCAGCGGCCCUCUUCGUGGCCCGGUCGCCCAGGCCCUGGGUCCGGCUCACGCGUCUCCUCUUCCCUGCCCUUUGUCGUCCCCAGUUCCAGGCGUCGGAAAUGUUGAAGCCGGGAGACCCAGGCGGCUCGGCCUUCCUCAAAGUGGACCCAGCCUACCUGCAGCACUGGCAGCAACUCUUCCCGCACGGCGGCGCCGGCCCGCUCAAGGGCAGCGGCGCCGCAGGUCCCCUGAGCGCGCCACAGCCUCUUCAGCCGCCGCCACCUCCCCCGCCGCCCCCAGAGCGCGCCGAGCCUCCGCCGGACAGCCUGCGCCCGCGGCCCGCCUCUCUGUCCUCUGCCUCGUCCACCCCGGCUUCCUCCUCCACCUCCGCCUCCUCCGCCUCCUCCUGCGCUGCUGCCGCCGCGCUGGCGGGUCUCUCGGCCCUGCCGGUGUCGCAGCUGCCGGUGUUCGCGCCUCUAGCCGUCGCCGCCGAGCCGCUGACCCACAAGGAACUGUGCCUCGGCGCCGCCUCCGGCCCGGGGCCCGCCAAGUGCGGCGGCGGCGGCGGCGGGGAUGGCCGAGGCGCCCAGCGCUUCCGCUGCAGCGCAGAGGAGCUGGACUAUUACCUGUAUGGCCAGCAGCGCAUGGAGAUCAUCCCGCUCAACCAGCACACUAGCGACCCCAACAACCGUUGCGACAUGUGCGCUGACAACCGCAAUGGCGAGUGCCCGAUGCACGGGCCACUGCACUCGCUGCGGCGGCUCGUGGGCACCAGCAGUGCUGCGGCCGCCGCGCCCCCGCCGGAGCUGCCGGAGUGGCUGCGGGACCUGCCUCGCGAGGUGUGCCUCUGCACCAGCACCGUGCCUGGCCUGGCCUAUGGCAUCUGCGCGGCACAGAGGAUCCAACAGGGCACCUGGAUUGGACCCUUCCAAGGCGUGCUUCUGCCGCCAGAGAAGGUGCAGGCAGGCGCCGUGAGGAACACGCAGCAUCUCUGGGAGAUAUAUGACCAGGAUGGGACACUACAGCACUUUAUUGAUGGUGGGGAACCUAGUAAGUCGAGCUGGAUGAGGUAUAUCCGAUGUGCAAGGCACUGCGGAGAACAGAAUCUAACAGUAGUUCAGUACAGGUCGAAUAUAUUCUACCGAGCCUGUAUAGAUAUCCCCAGGGGCACCGAGCUUCUGGUGUGGUACAAUGACAGCUAUACGUCUUUCUUUGGGAUCCCCUUACAAUGCAUUGCCCAGGAUGAAAACUUAAAUGUCCCUUCAACGGUAAUGGAAGCCAUGUGCAGACAAGAUGCCCUGCAGCCCUUCAACAAGAGCAGCAAACUCACCCCCGCCACCCAGCAGCGCUCCGUUGUUUUCCCCCAGACUCCGUGCAGCAGGAACUUCUCUCUCCUGGAUAAGUCUGGGCCCAUUGAGUCAGGAUUUAAUCAAAUCAACGUGAAAAACCAGCGAGUCCUUGCAAGUCCGACUUCCACAAGCCAGCUCCACUCGGAGUUCAGUGACUGGCAUCUUUGGAAAUGUGGUCAGUGCUUUAAGACUUUCACCCAGCGGAUCCUCUUACAGAUGCACGUGUGCACGCAGAACCCUGACAGACCCUACCAAUGCGGCCACUGCUCCCAGUCCUUUUCCCAACCUUCAGAGCUGAGGAACCACGUGGUCACUCACUCUAGUGACCGGCCUUUCAAGUGUGGCUACUGUGGUCGUGCCUUUGCCGGGGCCACCACCCUCAACAACCACAUCCGAACCCACACUGGAGAAAAGCCCUUCAAGUGCGAGAGGUGUGAGAGGAGCUUCACGCAGGCCACCCAGCUGAGCCGACACCAGCGGAUGCCCAAUGAGUGCAAGCCAAUAACCGAGAGCCCAGAAUCAAUCGAAGUGGAUUAACUGAUUGACUGGUUGGAAUUAAACUGCAAGGAAAGUCAUGAUUAAAUGUCACGGACACUUAAGCAAAACCAAAGAUUUCCUCUGAGCAACUUUCAAUCAGUCCCAGAAAACCAAAAGCAGUAAUAAAAUAAGUAAGAUGUUAAGAGCUAUUGAUCCUGGCAUGGAAGUCAGACCAGGAAAGAGAUUAUUUAUUUAUGACUAGAGAUGAGACGUAUUUCGGUGGACAACUGACCUGGGAUGGCUAACAUUUCCAGUCCCACCAUGUAUUUUGCUUUGUUUCUAAAAAGCUUUUUAAAAACUGUUAUUUAAUACCAAAGGGAGGAAUCGUAUGGGUUCUUCUGCCCUCCAUUGUGACUAAGAUGCACAGGGACUUGGUUCUCGUUGCACCUUUUUUUUUAGUAGCAUGUUUCAUGGGGACCCACUGUACAGCCCUUCCGUCUGCUGUGUCGGUUUGGCCUGGCCUGACGCUGGCUGCCCCAGCGGGGACCACUGCGGGGAAGCAGAGCAAGAGCCUUCACAGAGUCAGUGCUACCUUUAGCCCCAGACACAUCCCAUUUCCGUGUCUUCCAUGCUCACUUCUCAUGCACUUUUCACACGGUUUCUUCCAAACAGCCCGGUCUUGAUGCAGGAGAGUCUGGAAAAGGAAGUACAUGGUUUCAAUUUCAAAAUUCAAAGGAAAAAGUUGAGGACUUACUUUGUCCUGUCAAGAUUGCAAGAACAUGUAAAAUGUACGGAGCUUCAUAAUACGUUAUAUUGUUCCGAAGCAGUUCGUUGAGAAAAGUUUGUUUUCAAUAACAUUUUAGCUUAAAAAAAAAGAAAACAAAAAUAAAGUUCUUUGGUCUAAGGCUGGAGAUAAGGUGUUAGGCUUCAUGUAAUUUUUUUAGUUGUUUCUGUGAAAGUGUUGAUCAUGUGAACAAAAAUAGUGCCAACCCCCAUUAUCAAGGCCCUUUUAGCAGUUUUAUCUUUCUUCUUCAUAUCGAUGAACCCCAAGAGCCCCCUUUCCUUUCUCCUGAGUGUGGGGGGAGCAUUUCUACAAAUACAGGUGAAAAUAGCCCAGACAAGGAGACUUUGAGAGGAGGAACCAUGGAGAAGGUUGUGGUUAGAAGAGAUAGCCCAGGAGUAGCCAAUUUUAUCAGUGAAAUUACCUUUUCUUUUCUCGAGAUUGAUUAAUUGAAAGAAAAAGAAUUUUGUAUACAAUUUCACUAUUCUUUGAGUGCUUAGAAAGUGAGUUUAAUUUCAGCUAGCCUGUUGGUAGUUCAGCAGUGGUGCUCAAUGAAAUUGGGUCACAUUUAAUGAAAUGAUCUAUGUUGGGAAAAACUGAUAGCUCCCAGCAGCAUCUCAGAGACUGUCUACCUCAAUGGCCAGUUUGGAUAAAAACUAGAGUGUUUAAUAACAACAAUUUCUGUUUGUAAGUUGCAUCAUCACCUGAUAUCAGGACAUAGUCUUUUAAGGAACUCCUUGUCUUUGAGCUUUCCCAUUGUCUUCCCUCAAUAAAAAUGAGACACAUAACUGAACUCACUACUAAAAGGCAAGGAUACUGCAUGGUUUAAUCUAUUAUUAUGCCUCUGACUCAGAAAAUCUCUCUUUCCGUUUAAUUUUGCUUCUCUAUUCCUUAGCAGCCCAGCUACCAUGUUUUAAAUGGAAUUCAACAGAGCCUCAUUAAUAAGUGUUUAUAGUUAUUUAUAUAUGUAUAUAUGCAUAUAUACACAUAACAAUAAUAAUAAUCUCUAGGACCCCAGGCCAUAAAGAGAAAUAUGACCUAUUCUGAUCUCUUUUUUGCCCAAUCUCAUACCAUUCACCUAGAAUUUACCUCCAGUUCUUACUCUCUCCUGGUCAUGAAAGUAGUAAGGAAUCUUUGCAGCUGUAUAACAGUAGCUGAUUGAAACUGUUCUCUCUGGUAGUUAGGAAUGUGUUCUGGUUUUACAAUUCCCUGCCCUAAGUGAUGGAGGCAUUUACCAACAAUGUGUGUCAUCGGGACGGGUGAAUGAAAUGUAUCCAUAUUAACCUGAAACCUGUAAGAAAAGGACAGAUCAUUCUACAGAUGAGUAAGCUGUUCCAUUUAUUAAGGUUGAAACAUUUACCCAAACUUCUUGAAAAGAAUAGGGAAUCACCUGUAUGUUUUUAACAUAUUUUUCAUUUGAUGUGAAAAACCAGUUCUGCCAUUUGCCACAUUGCACAGUUGAACACAAUGUACCCACUCAGUUCUCAUGAGCUUCAGAACAUGGGAAGAUGAGAAGGCCUCCCUCCUCCCUUGAUACCUGGCAUGGGAAGGGUUUCCAUAACAACGAUCUCUCUUGCCACCCUGAUGGCUUUGCUAUCUGAUCCCAAACUUCCACUGAAUGUGACAGUAACCUCUACACCAAAAUACUCUUCUAGUGUUCUGCUCCAUUUAAAUUUAUGUGAAUCCGCUAUUAUUAAGAGAAAUUAUUGGCAUAUAUAUUCCAUCAAAUUUGGUUAGAAAAUAUUUUCUGCUUAACAAAUAGAAAAUUGGAUACUCUAAUUUUCCAGGCAUGUGGGCACAUUCACAAUUUUUAUAUUGCUGUCCUAUUGCCAGCUUCUAGCAGACAAGCCUAGGCUGUCUGUCCACAGACAGGCUUAUACCUGGACAUUGACUGGGAACCCUGAAGCAGGUACUGAGAUCAUUUGGGUCCAAAAUGAUUUUAAUCAAAGUGUGUGCUGGAGAGGAGGUUCCUCCUUGAAACUUCCUAACAAUUGCUUUAGACUUUUCUAUUUAAAGUGGACACACAAUCCCCUGGGAUACAGCAAAAGGGUGGUAGAAAUUGCAGUCAUAAAGAUUUGCUAGUUUUUCUUAUUAGUGACUUCCUAAUUAGUAGUGCUGUGAAGAGAAUAAAAGCUCUGAGUCACUGAGGAAAGGAUAUUUAAAAUGAGAAAGGUAGUCUGUCAGAGCUGAAUCAGGGUUUGGCUCUUGAAGCACUUCGUCUUUACUCUUUUCUGUCAAUGGGGACAUAAUAAUAAUUUUUUUUUUUUUUGAGACAGAGUUUUGCUCUUGUCACCCAGGCUGGAGUGCAAUGGCGCAAUCUCGGCUCACCACAACCUCCGCCUCCCGGGUUCAGGCAAUUCUCCUGCCUCAGCCUCCUGAGUAGCUGGGAUUACAGGCACCCGUCACCGUGCCCAGCUAAUUUUUUGUAUUUUUAGUAGAGACAGGGUUUCACCAUGUUGACCAAAAUGGUCUCGAUCUCUUGACCUCGUGAUCCCCCCGCCUCGGCCUCCCAAAGUGCUGGGAUUACGGGCGUGAGCCACCACGCCCAGCCAAUAAUUUUUUUUCUUUUUUUUUUUUUUUUUUUUUUCAGAAUAAGACUUUACAUCCUAGCGUAUGCUCAUUUAUUUAGCAAAGAGUCUAAGUCAAAGGGUAAUGCCAGGUAAAAGCCAAGGUGCAACAGGAUGAGAGGUGGAGCUGCAGACCUUUGCAUUUCUAGAAAAAUCUCAAUAUCCCAAGGCAAAGUUGUAUUUUUCCCCAGGAUAUGUGCAUACAUUUUUCUUAGAUAAACUUUUCAUUUUCAUUUUGUUUUUAUCUUUAAAAAUGACUCUUUUUUGGAGGAGAUAGACUUCUAAAAAAUUAUCGAAUGGCUAAUUAAAGCUGUAAAACUUAAUCUUGUAUAAUUUAUAUAAUUUGAUUCAGUUGGUACAUUUUUUAUCAUGUUCAUUCAAAUGUAGCCUUCUUGAGAAACUAUAUAACAGAAAAAGAUCAUGACAUCAUUGUAUCCUCAUAAGGCUCAUAAUUGAAUAUGACCUUUUAAAGAUUUCAUUCUGGUCGAGGUAUACAAAGAUUUAUACAAACAUUUAGCAGUUCAUCAAUUUUUAAAUCAAAUGUUUGUUUCAUUCAUUUAUUCAACAAGUAUUUAUUGAACUUUUGUUUUAUAUAAAGACCCUAUUUUAGGUGUUCACCACAAGCAGCAUUAUUUAAGCAACUAUUCAUGAUAAAAUAAUAUUCUCUUCCUAUGUGGCUGCUGGUAACAUGGGUAUUUUAGUCCUUUAGACCAUUGUCUCAGUGAAGUUAAAGAUAUUGUUCCAACUGGGAGAAUCUGAGAGGUAAAUUCAUCUGAGACCAGAAGACAGCAUAUUGCAAACCAAGCUAAGAUGUACAACUUGGUUGUCUUUGCUUAACUCACUGGGCUAUUGGUUGUUAGCAGUAUCAAGAGACCAGAAUUAGAGCCUAGGUCUUGGGUUUUUUUUAUGACCCCCUUUCAAUGAUAAGACAACAAGUGGGGGACAGGGCUGGAGCUGCUCAGGGAAGGAACUUGGAAACCCUGAAUGGGUUGCAGGUGCCUCAUUCAUGAUAACUGUUGGCAGUGAAGUCUCUGUCCCCAGUGUGCAAAAGUAACAUCAUUAUUUGUUUUGUACUAAUUUAAAAUAUAAGAUGCAAGUAUCUAUUGAGUUGUUUAAAAUGGGAAACAUGGCCCAUCUCACAAAGAGGGGCAUUUCCAGAACAGCAGGGUUAAUGGGUCACUCUGGGUGUACCCAGCAGCCUGUGUUUAGGAGCAAAUUCAUUGCUCUCAUAUUAAUGCUACGCAUGCCUGCAGAAACCAGGCCAGGAAUAACAAAGUAAAUAAUCACAUUUCCCAAAAGGUUUGUUUAUCUUUUUCUUCAUUGAUGUGAAUUUAAUUUUUAUUUCCCAGAUCCUUUAUCAGUUUCUGACAUCAAAUUCUGAAAGAUAUUGAGAUAUAUCCUUCUUUAAAUGAUAACAGUAAGUUUCAGAAAUGUCAUUGGCUUGUCGGGAUCCUUGUAAGGUGAAGAGCUUUGAAAAAUUUGACUUGGUGACUAGAUAUCUGGGUGAUUAUCCACCCAAAGUUUAAGGUUCUCCCCUCACUAGCAUUUAUCUGCACUACCACAAAACAACAACGCAGGGUCCUAGGAAGGCACCUAUUUCAGCUCUCCCCAAGACUACAUUCCAUAAAUCUAAAGAUCAGCCGUCAGGUACAACUGGCCAGAUGGAAGCCAAACUGAAAAGAAUAUUGCUUUAUCUGUGGAAUCCUCGCCACAGAUGUUUAACCUGUAUUCCAUGGUUGUGUUUGACAUUUAAAAUCGUUAGUUUCUUCUUUUAAAUAAUAAAUGCCAGAUGUUUCAUCAGAUCAAUAUGUAAACUGAUAAAUGUCAGAAAACAAGGUGAAGCCAUGAAACAUUUGAGUUGUCUUUCCUGUAGACUGAAUAUGUUACUGCUGCACUUAGAAACGAAUCUGUGGAGGAAAUUUUAGUGGAGACAUAAGGACAUUCUGAGCUUAUUCCCACAGAUGUUGGUGGGAAUGAUGACAAUGAUUAUAACUUAUGCUGUGCAAUUACUGUCAGGCCUUGUUCUAAUGCUUACUGUGGAUUAUCUCAUGUAAUCCUCAGUAACUCCAUAACAAAGAUACUACCAUUAUCCCCUUCUCAUAAAUGCUUAACAGUUUGAGCCUUGUGGCUUCUUUGGGUUUUUGCCUUCAUUAAAGCCAUAAACAGGCAGUUGUUAAAAGGGGAAAAUACUUCUCUAUGUAAAGCUUUUUUUUUGAGAACAAGGGCUUUUAAAAAUUAAUAAACACAAGCGUAAUUUAUUUAUAAAAUGUUUGUUGAAACAAUGGUAAAAUGCUGUUAAAAUAUGUAUCGUCAUAGCUGCUGAUUUUGUCAUCCCCAAAUCUCUGUUGCUGGACAGAACUUCAAAUAUUUCAUUGCUGGCAGGCACUGCUUUUGUUUUUCUAAACAGGAAACUAAAAUUCCACAUUGAAAGAAAAAAACAAUAACCCUCUCAAGUGUGAUCUACAUUAGGACAAAUGGCAACAGGCAGGAAGGGCAGGUUGUGUUGGAGAGUGGCCAGAAGAGAACGAGACUCUAACACUAUCAACACGUAAAAACACAUCCUCAGUGGGGCUAAGUGGAAUCUCGUUUUCUUUCUUUCUUCUGACUGAAUGCUAAGUGAGUUACUUUUCAGGCAUCAAUGGAGUCAUUAUGCAGUUGUGUGCAUUAGGAACAUGGGCUUAUGUGGUUAGCCUGUUGGUUUAAAGCAGUGAAGUAGAAAGACUGGGGUCAUUUAGGUUUGGUUUGUCAAAGGCAGCAAUACUGUAGUUACAUGCAUGAGGUACUCAAGAAACCAGUUCAAGUCUUGGGGCACAAUCUAGAUGAAAUGGUGAGGUUUGUUCAAAAAGUCAGUGAAGAAAAUGUCUUCAUGAACUGGCUUUAUUACAAGGCAAUUUUUUACUGUGGUAUAUUGAAACCACAAUGUAUGCUGCUUCCUCUUCCUCUAGAUCAUGAUUCUAAUGCGGACAGUUGUUUGUUGAAAUGAUAAAUCUCUUUUCAUCGUCAAACAUGGUGGGCUUCUAGUUGAUAUUUCCUGUUUCCUGCCUUGAAAGACAUCCUUGGUGGUGCCUUUCUCCCACUUUGGCACAUCACUCUCAGCUGAAAACAGUCUGGAUAUAAACUUUAACAAGUUGUAGAUCUAUUUCUACAGCACAGCUCUUUCAUGUUUAAAAACAACUGUGCCGUAUCAGGUGAUUGCCACAUGUUAGGGAAAGCAGCCAUUUUAGAGCAAAAGUCUGCCAACCCCUGGUCUCUGUUGACCCAAAUGUGGGUAUUAUUGUCUAAUGCUAACAAAAUCAACCCUUGUUGACUCACUUUCUCUGAACAAUCUAGUAUACUUCUCUAGUUUCUCCCAACCUGGAGAAAAUGAAAUAGCAAAAGCCAAAGGCAAAAUUAUUCUCCUCAGCAAUUCUAAGUACUUCAUGAAAAAGCAUCCCCUGGUUCCAAUGCAGAGGCCAAGGUGGUGACUAAGGUAUUAAGGAAAAUUUUGGCUGAGAUCAGUAAAAAUUAUUUUGGAAACUUAAUGUCCCAAGGUAAUUAUUUUAUUAUAUCAAGGGGAAGGCAUCAAGUUCUGUAGUAUGCUAAUAGAAGUGUGAUAUUUAGAUGCUAUUAGGACAUUGUAUGAAUUUCUUUAAUGUGGUUAUUUUAAGUUUAGGGCUGUAAAUGUUCCCUAUUGGAAUAGAAAUAUAUCUCUCUCCUACUUUCCACCAAGUAAAAUGGUUAGAGUGAACGCCCAAUUUCACAUCUGCCUUUUGGAUUUUGGAAAGUUUAAACAAGUCAGUUAAGAGAAUGAGAAGAAGCUUACUGUGGGUGAUGAGGAGUGUGUAGUUCUCCGUAAGGGCCACUGGUGUAACAAGAAUGAUUAUCCUGCAGUAAGAAUGGGUAAAACUUAAUAAAGUUUUCUAACUUUGUUAAAUUCACAUUAUUUAAUGGAAAAAAAAAACUGCAAAGGACCAAUGAGAUCAUGCAUGCUGCUGUAUUCUUGUGAUAGAAUCUACCAGGAUUCAGUUGUAUUUAAAUAAAAAACAGGCACACAUUUAGAAAUCAUUGACCAAGAAAUGUAAAUAUAUUUGAUUAAUAAAACAUUUUUAUGAUGACU